CAAAGAAGUCGAGAGAAGAAAGUAAAACUCGUAAAGAAGGAAAAUCAGUCCUUAGUAAGCCAAUGGCUUUCAAAAUUGAUGCUAGUUAGAAAUCAUGAGGGGAAUCCUGAAUAAUCACCAUUUAUAGUGGUGCUUGGAGAAGCAAGAGCUGGAAAAACUUCAAUCAUGCUAAGAUAUUGUAAAAAUGUCUUUGAUCAUGGACAAGUCUCUACAACAGAUGCAUCAAAUCUUACGAAAAACAUUGAGAUUGAUGACCAAAAAGUUAAGCUCUUCAUAUGGGAUACAGCUGGGCAGGAAGAAUACCAUGCUCUUAACAGUGUAUACUACAGAGAUGCGAUGGCAGUCAUCCUAGUCUACGACACUACAGAUAAAGACUCAUUUGAUAAAGUCCAAGCUUGGGUUGAUGAGCUCAACCUCUAUCUUCCUAAAGAUACUCCUAUUGCUAUUGCUGGCAACAAAGAAGACCUGUCCAACAGGCAGGUCGAAAUUGAAGAGGCUGAGGCAUAUGCUGCUUCUAUCAAUGGAGCCCACUUCAGCACUAGUGCUAAAACUGGCAAGGGCAUCUCAGAUAUCUUCACUGCGGUUACCAAAGCAGUUAUUCGGAAGCACAAGAAAGAAGCUAAAGCUGUUGAAAAAACCAGAAAAAAAUCUUCCAAAUUAAAAAGCAAUGGCAGGAAUAUUGGCAUUGCUGGUGACGAUGAUGACCUUUCCCUAGGUGAAAACUCCAACCGUGGGUACACUGGAGUUAGGAUCAGCUCUUAUACCAAAGAGAAAAAGAAGAGCAAAGGGUGCUGAUAACUAGCACAUUUAUGGAAUAUUUUUAAUA
This is a messenger RNA of Moneuplotes crassus, 826 nucleotides long. Lineage: Eukaryota; Ciliophora; Spirotrichea; Euplotida; Euplotidae. The record is from the annotation of a GenBank genome assembly.